This is a messenger RNA of Sardina pilchardus (European sardine), 3098 nucleotides long. RefSeq names its product sirtuin 3 (gene sirt3). Gene Ontology annotation, molecular function: NAD+ binding; histone deacetylase activity, NAD-dependent. The record is from RefSeq and is a predicted model, not a curated record. NCBI's taxonomy places the organism in Eukaryota, Metazoa, Chordata, Actinopteri, Clupeiformes, Clupeidae. Bases 133 to 1203 code for a protein of 356 amino acids. Gene Ontology annotation, cellular component: nucleus. The transcript has 8 exons.
UCUCCGGGUUUGGGCCUCUGUGUACAGGCUUUGUAAGCAUAAAGAGUUAGCUGAGAACUGCUCAAUACCAGUAUUUCUUGUACCUUCCUGUUUAGAUGCGACUUGCAUUUUAGAAUAUACUGCAUUUUCCUCAUGGCUUCCCCUGCAGUUCUCCAGUACAGGUUGUGUUUUUAUCAACACAUAAUGAGGACAUGUUCUACAGCCAAAGAACACCAACCAACGCACCUGAGUUAUGCACGAAGGAAACAUAGUUGGUGUGUCAUUCAACAAGAACGAAAAGCCAUAUCUUCAAAUGCUAUGCAUUGCUGGAGACGUUUUUUCAAUGGCCAGUCUCGAGGAAUAUUUGGGAAAAGUGGUGGUAGCUCCAAACAGCAAACUCUUGAGGACAUUGCAAAAGGCAUCAAAGAACAUGAAUACAAGAGGGUCGUGGUGAUGGCAGGAGCAGGGAUCAGCACACCCAGUGGCAUUCCAGAUUUCAGAUCUCCUGGCAGUGGUCUUUAUGACAACCUUCAGCAGUACAACCUACCUUAUGCAGAGGCUAUUUUCGAAAUCAACUACUUCCACCACAACCCGAAGCCCUUCUUUGCUCUAGCCAAAGAGUUGUACCCAGGAAACUAUCGACCCAACCUAACCCACUAUUUUGUUCGUCUUCUUCACGACAAGGGGCAGUUAUUAAGGAUGUACACCCAGAACAUUGAUGGAUUAGAGCGAAUUGCAGGCGUUCCUGCCAACAUGCUGGUUGAGGCACAUGGAACAUUUGCCACUGCCACCUGCACUGUAUGCAGACGAGAUUAUAAAGGUGAAGAACUGUAUGCAGAUGUGAUGAAAGGAGCCAUCCCGAAGUGCCCCACCUGCAAGGGUGUGAUCAAGCCUGAUAUUGUGUUCUUUGGGGAAGAGCUCCCCCAGAACUUCUUCAUGUACCUCAGAGACUUCCCUAUGGCUGAUUUGCUUAUCAUUAUGGGUACUUCCCUGGAGGUGGAGCCAUUUGCCAGUCUGGCAGGUGCAGUGCGGGGCUCAGUGCCACGCCUGUUGGUCAAUCGGGACCUGGUGGGUCCCUUUGCGUGGGGAUCCCCACGGCCCAAUGAUGUGACGGAACUUGGAGAUGUGGUUAGUGGGGUAUCAAAGCUGGCGGAUGCUGUGGGCUGGACAGAAGAGCUGAAAGCCCUCAUUGCUGCUGAGACGAAAAAGGAGAAUGAAGAAUGAGAUGCUGGAUGUUUCCUUUUCUGCUAACCAGUAGGCACCAGCCUAAACUCAGGAUCCAAUCACAUGGUCUGUUUCACUGUAAUAUGCACACUACGGCACAUCUGGGGAUAGUGUACACUUAUCCUCUUCUUUACUCUUCUUUUUAUCUGUCUAUAUUGAGGUGGAAUACACUGGGAUGAUAUGAAGGCUCUCCCUAGCUACUGUAAUAACUAAUCUAAAUCUUUCUCAAGGAUCAAGCAUGCUAGCUCAUGGCACUCUUCCAUGCACAUAUUUUGGAAUGUUGGUUUGUGAUUUAAGAAGCUUUGAAAGUAUUUAUGAACACACUUAUGAGCUAGUGAGCUAUGUGAGCAUGUUCUAGUAAGUCACUAUGAGGACUGUGAGGUGCAACUCCCUUUAAACAGUCAUUUUAUCGCUGAAAGUAAAUGAAGGAAGAUGCUUUCAUUGUGGGUUGGAGUAGCCUACUUAGAGACUGUGCUGAUCAUCUCACUACAAUGAGAUCUAUUUCUUUAAUGUAUGUUGAAUUUCCUACAUAAUUUAAGGUGCUAUAGGUUUUUUUUUUUUUUUAAACUCAUUUCAAAAGGGUGCAAGAUGCUCUUCAUUAAGACACAUUUCCCCCUUCAAUCUUCUCUCUGUGUCCAGUGGCUAAUUUCUUUUGCACAAAUAUGGUGCUGCACCAAAGCAUUACUGGAGGUAUGUUUGGGUGAUGAAGCCUCUUGCCUUGUCGUCGUUAUGCCCUGAAAAAAGUGUGAUGCAAUGUCUUGGCAGGCUUUGCUAUAUUAGAGUUUACUUCAUCACACAUUUUUAAACAUUGUAAUACUGGAGGAUGGCGGACAUUCCAGGCUUGCCAAACAAAUAAAAACUCAUAUCUAUUUUGGUCGUGUGUUUAUGUAGUUUGUAGUGCAGGAAAUGUGGAGAAGUUUGAGCACUCGUUUAGGAUAAAUAGUUCUGCUUGGUCAUGAAGCCAAAAUGCACGGCAUAAGCUGACCCUUGUAGCGGUAGGACCUUGUGCUUCUCAUGUCCACAGGGAGGAGCCGGAGAAUAUCACCGUGGAGACGAUGCACUCCAUUUCUCACAUAUUCCACCAAGCAAGGUGAAACUCAAACGUGUAAUUUGCAGAGGUGAUACAUGAUGACACGUGUAACACACUGGAUUGACCCACAGCCUAUCUCGUAGAGUACAUGAGGCUUUUAUCCAGCAUGUAUACUAUUCAUCUGAAUACAAAAGGUGUUCCAGUGAUUCUAAGGCAGGGUGAGGUGACCAGUUACAUGUUUUAUACUGUAUGUUAUGUUGAGAUAAGAGAAGUCAGUUACAGUUCACCCAAGGUCAGAAAAAGCAUUUCAAGGACAUGGGGCAUAGCCAGCAGUGAAAUUAAACUUAAAUUGGUACAUGUAACUCUUAGCAAAUCUUUUUAGAAAUACAAUGAAGACAUCUUUAUUAUAAACAAAUGUUUUAAAUGCAGCUUUACAGCACAUCCAUGUCGUUUAACACUGUUGUCUUCAUCACAGCCCAUUAAUUUUGUUGAACAACGCUGAUAACUCCUCUGUCAGUCAUCAUACAAAGCUCAACCCACGUUGGAUAAGCAUUCCUACCUUUUUGGUGAUCGGAAAUUGGCAUGAAUGGGAAGGUCUUUAGACGGACCUGCAGAGCCAAUUCAAAUGUGCUGGUUCAUUUGGGUUCACCCAGGCUACGUACAUCAAUUUAAUUAUCUGGGCAGAAAGAGACAGAUGCUUUUAUCUAUUCUAGACAGAAUGAGAGAGGUGAAUUUAUAAACAGCUUUUCCCUCAUUCUGGUCUUUAUUUUACGUGGACUUGUGGCUGAAACUGAAAUAGCAUACAGUCUCUAGUCUACAGGACAUUGCGUGGGAUGCAGAAGCACUGACCUCCACUUGAUUAACC